Messenger RNA from Salvelinus namaycush (lake trout), 4155 nucleotides. Its product is annotated as cell division cycle and apoptosis regulator protein 1-like. Gene Ontology annotation, cellular component: nucleus. The coding region runs from base 176 to 4066 and encodes 1296 amino acids. NCBI's taxonomy places the organism in Eukaryota, Metazoa, Chordata, Actinopteri, Salmoniformes, Salmonidae. Gene Ontology annotation, biological process: regulation of DNA-templated transcription. The record is from RefSeq and is a predicted model, not a curated record. The transcript is spliced from 27 exons.
GACUCACGCAUGCGUGGUGACAGUUUUGGAUCUAUCGCCGCCGGUGCAUUCACAAAGCAGGAAAGUGGUAAAGCAGUGAGGACAAUUCGUUUCUGUAACGUUAAUGUAUUUCAAACUUUACAGGAUUUAAACUUAAAUUGGUUCAGUCAAUACACCUAAGCUCGAGCCUUGACUCAUGGCACAGUUUGGGGGACAGAAGAACCCUCCGUGGGCGGCUCAGUUUGCUGCCACAGUGGUGUCCCAGCCCGGCCACUCAGGACAGUCCCUGGACCUCAAUAGCAUACACUCUCUAGGUGUGCAGCAGCCAUCUCUCUUGGGUGCGUCUCCCUCUAUGUACUCCCAGCAGUCAGCCCUGGCUGCAGCCUCCCUUAACUCCCAGUCGGCUGCCGCUAACUACCAGUUGUCCCAGCAGACUUCAGCUCUGCAGCAGCAAGCCGCAGCCGCCGCCGCUGCAGCACUGCAACAGUCUCAAAUGAACUCGGCCCUGCAGCAGUAUCAGCAGCAGCAGCAACAACAACAACAGCAGCAGCAACAGCAGCAACAACCUCCUCCACAGCAGCCUCCUCCUCAACAGCUAUAUAAUGUACCCCAUCAGCAACAUCAACAACACACAGACUUAUACGGGCUCCCCCAGCCCCAGCAAGCGCUGAUUUCACAGAACUGGAGUGGUGAAAACAAAUUCCCGCCCCCUGUGGCUCUCCCCACCAGCCUCUCUCUGUCCAACCCCCAGCAGACAGCCCAGAUCACCGUGUCCUAUCCCACGCCUCGCUCUAGCCACCAGCAGCAGAGCCAGCAGCAGAGCCAGCAGCAAAGCCAGCCCCAGAAGCAGCGCGUCUUCACCGGCGUGGUCAACAAGCUGCAUGACACCUUUGGCUUUGUGGACGAGGACGUCUUCUUCCAGCUCAGUGCGGUGAAGGGGAAGACCCCCCAGGUGGGCGACAGGGUCCUAGUGGAGGCUGUGUAUAACCCCAACAUGCCCUUCAAAUGGAAUGCCCAGCGCAUUCAGACCUUACCUCAGCUGGCCAACCAAUCGCUUCAGCAGCAGCCCCAGUCCUUGCCUCCAGUUCCCCCACAGCUAAGCAGCUUCUAUGCUGACCCGGGGAUGCAUCAGCGCUACUCAGACAUGCACCCCGUUGGCAUGGACAGCAGACAAAAUAGUCAGCCUGGAGGCCCCAACAUGAUGAAGCUGGGCCCCAACAUGCUCCAGUCUCUGCCUCCCCCCAACAAUUUCAGUGUACAGGCCCAGGGCCCACCUCCCCUGCUCCAGGCCCAGCUCUCUGCUGCCUCCCUGGCCCCGCUCCUCCAGAACCCCCCUCCGCCCCUGCUGUCACAGCUACCACCCAAAGAUGUGUUCUCAGGAGGUCUGCUCCAGCCCCCAAGGAGGAUGAUGCCUCAGCCAGUCAGGCGUCUGGACCCCUCCCCCCGCUUCCCCAACCGCAACGACCGCCCUGAACUCAUCCUCAGGACCAAGGAUGAACGCAGUCGUGAAAGAGACCGUGAGCGCAGGAGGUCCAGAGAGCGCUCUCCCACACGUAAACGCUCCAGGGACCGUUCUCCGAGACGUGACCGAUCCCCCCGCCGCCCUCGCAGGGUGGUGCCUCGCUAUACUGUCCAGUUCUCCAAGUUCAGCCUGGACGGUUCUAACUGUGACAUGAUGGAGCUGAGGAGACGCUACCAGAGCCUGUACAUCCCCAGUGACUUCUUUAAUGCUGUGUUCACCUGGGUGGAUGGCUUCCCCCUGCAACGACCCUUCCAGUUCGGCAACUACUGUAACUUCCACAUCAUGCACAAGGAGGUGGACUCUCUGGUCAAAAACACUGCUGUGCUGGACCCACCCGAUGCCAACCACACAUACAGCGCUAAGGUGAUGUUGCUGGCCAACCCCAGUCUAGAGGAGCUCUACCAUAAGUCCUGUGCUCUGGCUGAGGACCCCCAAGAACUUAGAGACGCUUUCCAGCACCCCGCCCGCCUCAUCAAGUUCCUGGUGGGGAUGCGGGGUAAGGACGAGGCUAUGGCCAUCGGGGGCCACUGGUCCCCCUCCCUAGAUGGAGUGGACCCUGAGAAGGACCCGGCUGUGCUCAUAAAGACAGCCAUACGCUGUUGUAAGGCCCUCACAGGCAUAGACCUGAGUCUCUGCACUCAGUGGUAUCGUUUUGCAGAGAUUCGCUAUCAUCGCCCUGAGGAGACUCACAAGGGGCGGACAGUGCCCGCACAUGUGGAGACAGUGGUUUUGUUUCUCCCGGAUGUUUGGCAUUGUCUUCCUACCCGCUCAGAGUGGGAGGGGCUGUCGCGGGGACUCCGGGAGCAGCUGGCUGAGAAGCUGUCCGCCGAGAGGAAGGAGGCUGAUGGAGAACAGGAGGAAGAGGAGAAGGAUGAAGAAGAUUCGAAGGAGGUGACCACUCCGACACACUGGGCAAAGCUUGAUCCGAAAUCAAUGAAGGUGAAUGACCUUCGUAAGGAGUUAGAGUCCCGCUCCCUGAGCUCUAAGGGGUUAAAGUCCCAGCUGAUUGCCCGUCUCACCAAGCAGUUGAAGGUGGAGGAGCAGGUGGAGGAGGCCAAGGAGCCCGAGUUACUGGAGAGCCAGGCCCCGGAGGAGGAGGCUCCUCAACUCAUGGAGGAGGACAGAGAGGAGGAGGAGAGGAAGAAGCAGGAGGAGUUGGAGCGCCAGCGCAGAGAGAAGCGGUACGUCCUGCCAGACGAGCCCACCAUCAUCGUUCACCCCAACUGGGCGGCCAAGAGCGGAAAGUUUGACUGCAGCGUCAUGUCUCUGAGCGUGCUGCUGGACUACAGACUGGAGGACAACAAGGAACACUCCUUCGAGGUGUCUCUGUUUGCGGAGCUGUUUAAUGAGAUGCUACAGAGAGACUUUGGCUACAGGAUUUUCAAGGCCCUGGCCUCUGUGCCCUGCAAGGAUGACAAGAAAGACAAGAAGGUGAAGGCCAAGAAAGAGGCGGAGGGAGGUGAGAAGGAGGGCGAGGAGGGGGGUGAGAAGGAGGGUGAGGAGGGGGGUGAGAAGGAGGGCAAGGAUGGGGGUGAGAAGGAGGGCAAGGAUGGGGGUGAGAAGGAGGUGCUGAAAAAGGAGGAGUCUAUAGAGGAGAAGGAGGAGGAUGAGAGCAACAACACCAAUGCUGAGGAGUACGACCCUCUGGAGGCCGAAGACGACGACGAUGAAGAUGAUAAAGACGAUGAGGACUCUAACGGCAGGGACAGGAGAGACGACAGGAAGUCCAAAGAGGGGUCCUCUAAAGACAAGGAGAAGAAGCAGAUGGUGACCUACAACAAGGACCUGCUCAUGGCCUUUGUCUACUUUGACCAGAGCCACUGUGGCUACCUGCUGGAGAAAGACCUGGAGGACAUCAUGUACACACUGGGGUUACAUCUGUCCAGAGCCCAGGUAAAGAAGUUGUUGAACAAGCCGGUGGUAAGAGAGUCGUGUUACUACCGUAAACUAACAGACGCAGCUAAAGACGAGGCUGCUCCUUCCUUCAGUGAAGGCCUGCUGGACAACCUGCUAGGUAACCGUGCGUUGCUGCCCAUGUUUGUGUCUCGUGGCCAGGCAGCGCAAGCGGAGGCUAGUGAGUCAGGAGGCAGCAGUCUGAUAGUGUAUAAUGGAGCCAUGGUGGAUGUGGGCAGCAUGAUGCAGAAACUGGACAAGAGUGAGAAGGCCAGGGAGGAGAUUGAGCAGAAACUAAUGGUGCAGGACUCCAAAAUGGUCGAGGACACCAAGCAGAUCCUCCAGCUGGUAUCUGCUAAUAGAGUCCUGUCUAAAGAUCUGGAGGAGGUGAAGGGAACCCUGGGCCAGACAGAGAACAACCUCAGGACCACAGAGGAACAGAACACGGUCUACCACAACCAGCUUAGCAAGACACUUAACAACCUGGACAAUGCCAUGAAUGAACUUCAGGGAGUCCUCAAGAAGGACGUUCCCACAGAAGCCACCCCUGACCAAAUAUCCCAAACAACCAAUGGUUCAGACGAAGUAAUGAAGGAGUUGGACAAUGAAGGUUGUGCAACAGGGAUGAUGAUGGUGAUGAAUUCCUGGAUGAGAGCAAAACUUGAGAAAUGAGCCCAAAGCAGCCUACUGCAUUUAAUUUUUCUAUUGAAAAUUGACUAUGUUUGUCCUGUGCAGAAUUAAAGUGGUCAAUUUUAUUGUUU